CUUUCCUUCUCAUUGUAUCAGGCGUAACCCGCCAAAACGCGCACAACGUCACAAAUGCAAUCAUUUCACUUCUCCUCGAUUCUCUGCCCUCUUCUCUUCUUCCUUGAUCUUCGUUUGUGUGCUUUUUAAUCAAGUCGGCGGCAAUAUCACCCACCUUUUUAGGAGCAGAGUAACAGAAUCUUGCUUAGGUAUUUAUCUUCUUCUCCCCAGUUUCACGGAAGUUGCGAUACUAUUUCAAACGAAACUUCUUGGGGUGGCUACAAACGCAAACCAAUAUCAUGUUCAACCGGGAGCGAUAACCAAGGCAAACAAAUAUUCCUUUCUUCCCCUCAACUCAACUGCCCGUUUGCUUCCCUUGCUAUACUGUGUUUGCCGAUAUGGCCCAAAACCUACAGUCUCGCCAUGGGAAGGAAUGCCGCGCUGACAAGGCAUACUACGAAUGUAGUGACUUCGACUUUGACUUCAAAGGCUGUUGCUCUCACGAUCCAUGCAUCAGGCCUCGUGGCUGUCGCGACGACGACUCUACAGAUCGUGGUUCGUGGCCAAUUCGCGACAUGUCAGACAUCGAGAGCAGUGCUUCAGAGACGACCGCUAUUGAGAGUACUGUAGAUAUGAGGCCUGCUGUUGGGAGCGGCAUUUUCACUGCGAGCUUUCCUUCAGAUGAUUCUGACACCGAAAGCACUCUCGUGACUCGAAGACGGCCCUCUUCCCACUCCAGCAUGGACGACGAUAAUGAGAAUGACGCUUCGCCUCGUAGGCAUUCACACUCGAAGACUAUGACAGACUCGGGUACUACUCGCACAAUCCCUAACUCAAUUCGAAUUACGGUGACCAAGAAUACGGUUAUAUUCACCAGCAAGCUGCCUUCCAGCAGCACAUCCGUUGAAUCAAUCACCGAGACCGCAGUCGAUACAACCCCAACCGCCUCCUUUCAGAGUACGCCAGCCCAGAGCCCCACUGAGACAGGAGCCUCGAGCCUUUCCACAGGUGAUAGCGACUCUGGAGGUCCUUCCAUUGGACUCAUUGUUGGAGGUGUGGUUGGGGGUGUUGCGGCUUUGGCUCUCGUGGUUCUCGUUGUGAUUAUUCUUCGUCGUCGCAAGGACACCGACGAGCAACUGGAUGGUGCUGAUAUGCCCUACAACAACUUUGAUGAAAAGGAGGAAAAGAGUUAUCUCAGCCGGAUGUUGUCACGCAGUACCAACAAGGGGGGCACUGAUCCGUUUGCGCCAUUUGGAGGUACGUCUCGCCGAUAUGCACCAUCAGAGUCAUCAUCAGAAGUGACCGACUCGUUUCCGAAACAAAUGCUAAAACUACUCUGCAGGCCGUAUCGACAGAGUAGACGACCUCCUCCGCCCACCCAGUGGCACUUUUGAGAUGGAUGCUACAGAAAAUGUCGUUCAUGAGCUUCCUACAGCCACUUUCAGCGACGCCCAAGCAAAUGAGUCUCAGCCAGGUGGUCAUGCGGCUGCCGGCCAGCCAGGCCGUCCUUUCCAAACUGGACCUGCUGCAGCACCUGAAUAUCCCCCGGCGACUACGUAUCCUGUUGACCCUCGUGCCAACCUCAACGCCACUCUCGAAGAUCGCCAACAAAAACAGUUUGUCAACCACUGGAAUCAGUAUAAAGCCCUCGGAGAAGGUGCGCACCAAGGGUAGUGGAUUUCAUGGAAAAGGAUUCAGGUGUAGUUCACAAUUGACGAGGUCAAUAUCACAAGCAUUUUCUGGUGUUGUGCGGAGAAUGAAUACUUUGCAUUCUCCCUUUCUUUUUGUACAAUAUGAUUCGCUAG
Fusarium redolens is the source of this 1784-nucleotide messenger RNA. RefSeq lists its product as uncharacterized. The transcript has a single exon. Lineage: Eukaryota; Fungi; Ascomycota; Sordariomycetes; Hypocreales; Nectriaceae. Bases 378 to 1373 code for a protein of 331 amino acids. The record is from RefSeq and is a predicted model, not a curated record.